ACUGCGCUGAUGCAAAUGCUCUCUCUCUCUCUCUCUCUCUCUCUCUCUCUCCGUUUUUCCUUCUCUUUUUUUUUUCAGAGCUCUCCCCCUUCGCACGGCCCCUUCUCCCUCUCUGUCUCUCUACCCUUUUUCGAAUUCAACCUCUGCUCAGCUCUCCUAGCCCAGGUGUUCUUUCUGCACGUGAAGUUUAACGUGAAGCUCUUCCAUGGAGGAGGUUGACUUAGUUCGGCCAGAUCAUGAUGUCAAGGGCAUUGAAGAAACAGAAGCUGAGCAGUUACUUCCCCGUGAUUCUCCUGAUGCAUAUGAUAUAUUUGGAGAUCCACUGGUGCAUCCUCGAGUUGGUUGUGAAUACCAGGCCGAAAUACCUUCCAUCAUAUUGGAAUCUGAGCAUUUUCAUCUUUUAAUGAAUUCUAUUGAUACAAAAGUCAUGGAAGAUUCUUCCCACUCUUCUCUGAUGGGAUUACCCAUCCCAAUUAUGUGGGUUGUUGAUGAAGCAUGUAAUAUUAAAAAUGAAGGGGCAGGAACAUUUUGUAAUCCCUACAAAGCAGUCAGUGUAAAUGGUUUUGUGGAAUCUAAAUGCAGGAACAAGGGGCAGAUUAAUCCAACCAAUAAAAAUUCUAAACACAAAGUUGAAACCUUUGAUCCUGGAUUGCACUGUGAAAAAGAAAUAGAAUCAAUGAGCCUAGAUUCUACAAUUGAAAAUUCUAACCUGGAUCAAAUUUAUAAAAGCAAAAGCUGUUGUCCGCUCCCUGGUUCUUUAGGUGGCUCAUGGAAUGAUAUUGAAAUGGAUAGUUUUGUCCUUGGUUUAUACAUAUUUGGGAAGAAUCUUGUUCAGGUGAAGAAAUUUAUGGAGUGCAAAGAGAUGGGAGAUAUAUUGUCAUUCUAUUAUGGUAAAUUCCACAAGUCUGAUAGACAUUGUAGAUGGUCAGAUUGCCGGAAAAUGAGAAGCAGGAAGUGCAUAAUUGGACAGAGGAUUUUUACUGGAUGGAGGCAACAGAAGCUGCUAUCUCGUGUGCUUCCUCAUGUCUCAAAAGAAUUCCAGGACACUUUGCUGGAGGUCUCUAAAGCAUUUGCAGUAGGAAGAAUUUCACUGGAGGAAUAUGUCUUUAGUUUAAGGAAUACUGUGGGAAUCCAUGUUCUUAUAGAAGCCAUAGGUAUUGGGAAGGGGAAGAAAGAUCUCACAGGCCUUGCCAUGGAGCCUUUGGAUGCCAAUCAAGUGUUUCCUAUUCGACCUGAAAUACCAAAUGGCAAAGAUUGUUCUUCUCUGACUUCUGGAGAUAUAAUUAAGUUUCUUACUGGUGACUUCCGAUUAAGCAAAGCUAAAUCAAAUGAUCUCUUCUGGGAAGCUGUUUGGCCCCGUUUGCUAGCAAGAGGAUGGCACUCUGAGCAACCAAAAAAUCAAUGUUAUGCUGGCUCCAAACAGUGGCUGGUUUUUCUCAUGCCAGGUGUUAAGAAGUUCUCAAGAAGGAAACUCGUGAAAGGAGACCACUAUUUUGAUUCUGUUAGUGAUGUCUUGACCAAAGUAGCAUCCGAACCAAAACUUCUGGAUCUUGAGAAUGAAGAAGCUAAAUCCAGCAGCUGCAAGGAAGGAGCAUGGCUCUCAGAAGUGAAAUCAGAGCCAGAUGAUGUGCUUGUUCACAAGCACCAGUGUUACCUUAAGCCUCGGGCUUCUGCUAGCAGUUCAAACUUCGUAAAAUUUACAAUUGUGGACACCAGUUUGGUUAAUGGAGAAAGGUCAUCUAAGGUGAGAGAAUUGAGAAGUUUGCCAAUUGAGACUAGAAGUACCUCUGACCAAACCAGUUCAGGAGAAACUGAAGCAGAUUCCUCUGCCGAUUCACUGGAUGAGCCAGAAUUUGCUGAUAGGUCAUUAAAUGAUAAAAAGUGUACUAAUAAUUGUAGCCGUGCUAAGGGUAUAUCUGACGGUAGUGGUUCAAAUACAAGAAAGCUAAUUAAUUGUUCUGGAGCUCCAAAGAAACUGCAGGAAUAUCACCAGGAUCAAAACACUAAUGCAUCUGAUGACAAGCACUCAAGGAGAGUUAUAAAGCACCAGUUCAGCCGGAGAGUGAAACCUGGUCAUUCUGAUGAUCCAGCCCCUCUAAUGAAACGGCAGAGAUUAGCUACUUGUAUGAAGGCAGAGGCCAACCUAACAAUGCAGACUUGCAUUGUGGGUCCUGAUUCAAAACAAGAGGAUCCCCAUCGCGUGUUGGACACACCAGAAGCAAGAAAGAAAGUUGUUUCUUCAGCAGUGCCUUCAGCAUUAUUCAUCAGUUCUGCAAAAGGCAGUCCUGAAGGCGAGAGUUGUGAAGGUAUCCCCAAUGGAAGUUGUGAUGGUAUGGAGAUGUCUUGUAUGAAAAAUGAGAAAUUUCAACAUUGGCCAUUGAUUGACCUGAACCUGCCCCAGGUCCCUUCAGAGUCUGACAGGGGUGAACCAUCUGUGAUGGAGGUGGACAAAGACCAGGCCAAUCUUGAUGCAAAUGGCUUGUGCCUUUCAGUUGAUACAAAUGAGCAUGUUGAUGAUGUUAAGGCAUUGGAAACUACUCCACUAAAUGUCGAUAUAGGAGGACAGCAUCCUGUUAUGAACCCCAGGAGGCAAAGCACCAGAAGUCGGCCAUUGACCACUAGAGCAUUGGAGGCUCUUGCAAGUGGGUUCUUAAACAUUAGACAGAGCCGGAAGCGUACAGAAGUUCAGAGACACGAAAAUUUGAUAUUGAGACCUUCUCGCAGGGCUCGCAGCAGAGUGCCAAUAGCUACAAGGUUUGGUAAUACUAGUAGUGUUAUUGUGAAUUCCAAAGAAGAUGGUUGCAAUGGUAACACAAAGAUGGUUGGAAAAUCUCUUGCCCCAACUGAAAGAAAACUAGCUCAUGAACUACUGGGGAUUUCUAAAGCUUCCUACUAUCAUGGUGUUUUGGGUGUCAAUGACAGUUGAUCAGGAAAAUGAUGAGUCUUACUAGACUAUGAUGCGGUGUGUUACAACUUACAUUCAGCUGAAGGCUUGCUAAUGGACAAUUGCUACCGACUUUAUGAAUAACAGAGGAGACAAACCUUCUUCAGAGAAACUGCCAUUCUUUCCAGCCCUCCAUUGGCUGAAAUUUACAGCUGGUGAAAAUUGGAGCACGAGAAAGUUGUAAAUAUUUUAUUGAGAGUUUCUGCUUCCUUUACCAGCUAUUUGCAUCAGAUGCCAGCCCCAAGCAUGAUCGUGGAGUUUAAUAUUUGACCACAUCUCUUGGAAAAUGUCUGAUAGUCGAAGGACGUGUUUCCUAUUCUUGAACAUGAUGUUUAUGUUGUAGCUCUUGGGUUCUAAAAUUAUCGGGGUUUGUGGGAAAGUCUGGUGAAUAACCAGUCUCCAAACCUUCUGAGCUGUCAUAGGCUGUUUUAUUCUGCACAUUCUGAAAAACGUACCAUGCUGUUUAUCCACCACUUGAGUGUGCUCAUGUAACCAUUCAUAAUAUAUUGGAUGAAUUUCUUGCUUA
This is a messenger RNA of Malania oleifera, 3470 nucleotides long. RefSeq lists its product as uncharacterized. Gene Ontology annotation, molecular function: transcription corepressor activity. The transcript has 5 exons. Gene Ontology annotation, cellular component: nucleus. The record is from RefSeq and is a predicted model, not a curated record. NCBI's taxonomy places the organism in Eukaryota, Viridiplantae, Streptophyta, Magnoliopsida, Santalales, Ximeniaceae. Bases 206 to 2926 code for a protein of 906 amino acids.